This is a messenger RNA of Erinaceus europaeus (western European hedgehog), 762 nucleotides long. Its product is annotated as dual 3',5'-cyclic-AMP and -GMP phosphodiesterase 11A. Gene Ontology annotation, molecular function: 3',5'-cyclic-nucleotide phosphodiesterase activity. The transcript is spliced from 7 exons. The record is from RefSeq and is a predicted model, not a curated record. Lineage: Eukaryota; Metazoa; Chordata; Mammalia; Eulipotyphla; Erinaceidae. The annotation marks the transcript as partial. Gene Ontology annotation, biological process: signal transduction.
AAAAUGGUUUGUGAUCGAGUAAGAUUGGCUAACAUCAUACACUCCUCCACACUAAGUACUUUCACGAAUUUGACUAUCACUGGGGAAUCCUACAAGAAAGAAAGAAUUCCACCUUUUAAGCCCAGAAUUUCCCAAAUGAAUUUGACCCUGAAGGUCCCCGAUCACUCACUGUUCUCUUUCGCUUCCAGGAGUGGCUCUGCCCUGGCACAACUCUAUGGAACAUCGGCUACUUUAGAGCAUCACCAUUUCAACCAUGCUGUAAUGAUUCUUCAAAGUGAGGGUCACAACAUCUUUGCUAAUUUGUCCUCCAAGGAAUAUAGUGACCUUAUGCAGCUUUUGAAGCAGUCAAUAUUGGCAACAGACCUCACGCUGUACUUUGAGAGGAGAACUGAAUUCUUUGAACUUGUCAGUAAAGGAGAAUAUGACUGGAACAUCAAAAACCAUCGUGAUAUAUUUCGAUCAAUGUUAAUGACAGCCUGUGACCUUGGAGCUGUGACCAAACCGUGGGAGAUCUCGAGACAGGUGGCUGAACUUGUCACCAGUGAGUUCUUUGAACAAGGAGAUCGGGAAAGAUCGGAACUCAAACUGACCCCUUCAGCUAUUUUUGACCGGAACCGGAAAGAUGAACUUCCUGGACUGCAGCUGGAGUGGAUUGACAGCAUCUGUAUGCCUUUGUAUCAGGUAAUCAUGACUUGGGAGCUCCCCAUUGUCCUGACUGACCCAGAACAGAAGAGUGUCUCACUGUGCUUUAGGAAGCUCUAG